AUGCUUCGAUCUGCAGGCAUUGAAGAUCUUGGAGACCACUUGUCGGUGCAUCUUUUGGAGCGCUACAAGGAGGUGAGAUCUGCCAACCUUUGCCAGCUCCUUCUUCGAGGCUCGAUGAAGUCAAGACUCCGGCGGCUUCUUUCAAAGCUGGUGCCGAGAAUGGUCAAAGAUCAAAGGAUGGACCGGAUCAAGGAGCUCAUGCAUUUCCUCGACCAGGACUUGAUGCCAUCCUUCACGCCCUUGCUGCCCUACGUCCUGAGUGAAGUCGCAGAAGAGAACGUCACCCGCAUCGCCGCAUCUUUCCGCUUUGUCGAACAAGUCUACGAGCAGAAGUUGGCCAUCAACGACAUUUGCGACGCCCACUGGGGGACUGUGCUCGUGCGCAUUCUUUGGAACAGCGACAAGUGGCCUGAGGUUGAGAGAUGCAAACAAGCGACUGCGUGCAUCACACGCCUGACACAGGCUUUGCCUGAGAAAAGUCAGGACUCGAAGCAACGUGAGGCUGAAAAAGGCCCUGUGACCAAGAAGCGCCGUGGGGAGAAGAGCGUCAUUGACGUGGAUCGAGUGGCCACUCCCACCGGGCUCACAGAGAGUGGCUUUCUUCAUGCCUUGGAUAUUUUACAGAUUGUGAUCUCUGACUCGCGCGAGAAUCCCAAGUGGCAGGAGUAUCGUCAACUCCUAGAAGAUCCCGAAACUGUUCGCGGCCCAACUUCGUGUCCCAGCGGGUCAGAAAUGGAGGUACCUCUGGACAUGCCACGCUUCCUUCGAAGUGCAUCUGUGCUGCUGGAACUCCUUGGCGAACAGCUGCAUCGUUUUGCUGUGAAGAUGUUUGAAUUCUUGCAAUGCGCCUGUGCUCGUUUGCAGAAUGCAGAUACUCUCCGCUGUUGGAAGCACUUUCUCCGUAUUGGGGUGAUGCGGCUGAAGCCGCUUUUGCCUGCCUUGGUGAGCGAAAUGCUGAAGCUCGCAGUAAAUUUGCAGGAGACGGAUGCGACUGCCUUCCAGGAGCUUCAGCGGACCUUGGUCUCGAUCGUACAAGAAACGCUUCCUCACCCAGAGGUUUUGUUGGCCUUUCCUCCUCUGCCAGAUCAUUUGCGUGGUAGCCGAAAUCAGAUCGAGAAGGCUUUGGGGAAGAUGAGCCUACAACAACGCUUGGAGUCCACCACCAAGCAGCUGGAGGUCUCUCAUCAAGCCGUCCGACAUGCUAUCCUGGAAGGUUUGAUGCACUUCUUGACGCAGCAGCGAAAGGCAUUCAGUGCUUUGGCUGACCUACCAGGGGAUGUCCUUGGAAGGCUGAUGAAGAUCCUGCUCAAGUUUCUGUCAGAGAGUAUUUCACAAGGCAACCGAAGUAGCCAAUUACUUUGUGGACAAGUCUUGGGCGCUUUUGGUGCCAUUGACCCUGCACGCUUGGCCGGUCAGGUCUUAGUCGAGCGGCACAAUCCAGUCAACGACCACCGCGCUCAGAAAGGCGAAGUUGAGUUGGCGAAGUCCGUUUUAGAAGAUUUCUUGGCGCCUCACUUGACCAACAACUCCUUUGCAUUUGCUGCACAGGAGAUCUUCAGCCAUUUGAAGAGCGCUGGCAAAGAGCAGCAGGUUUGGGAAAAGCUUCAUAAGGAUGCAAGAGAGGCGCUGAAUCCAUAUCGCACCAGCAAAUAUCAGAACCUUAGUGGAGACUUGCUUUGCAGCCCAACCAGCUUUGAAGGUGCUCUAGAGGAAGCCACCACACUGCUACCCGUGGAGCGGAAGGCUUUCUUCCAGGCAUGUUUGCCAGCUGCCCCUGGGAACCAUACCUUGGCGCUCUUCCUGAUGCAUCACGCUUUGCAGGAGCUGAUCAUGGCACCAGAGUUAUCGUGCUCGGACUUGGCCAGCUUGGCCAAGAAGCUGGUUGAUUUGCUGACCUUCACAGGGAAAGAUGCGCCUGAAAGCCAAGAAACUGCGACAGCACAGGCAGUGUUUUCGUUGCUCGACAGUCUUUUCCAGAAGAAGGAGGAGAUCAAUACAACACCCAGCAGUCGUGCUGGUGACGAGACCUGGAAAAAGCGGCAACUACAACGCAUUGAGGCGCUUUGUGGACCUUUUUCCUUUCGCUUGGUCCUCAACGCAGCACUACGCUGCGGUGCCCAUGCUCGAGCACUUCAGUUUCUCGAGAUGGAGUUGGAGGCCACCUGUGGGGAACGGAGCUUUGCUGAAGGAAGCCGCUUGGGUGAGGCGGACUGUGAGCUACUACAGCAGAUCUACCAUGAACUAGGUGAGCCAGAUGGUGUUGUGGGUGCAAUACGUAUUGGGCCAAACGACAGGACAAGAACAUCCGAGCUCGAACUGCAGGGCCGCUGGUCUGAUAUGCAGGCGUCCUACGAGCAAAUGGCUGGGCAUGACCGUUCGAAAGCCCUGUGCGGUCUCGUGAAAUGUUCACAGGCCAUGUGUCGCUUCGAAAGCUCCUUGCAGCUGAUCAGUGGCAUUCGACAGGAACUCCCCGAGCUCACGGAGCAUUUGCAGCCAAGGUCGGUCGAGGCGGCGUGGCAGCUUAGCAGUUGGCAGCGAUUGGAGGAGGCGUUGGAGGCUCCAGGAGACCAGAUUGCAGCCAAGGACUUCCAGGUUCAGCUGGGCGAUGUGCUGUUGCACCUCCAUGGCCGUGAUGAAGUGAAGCUGCAGCAACGAAUACAAGAGACCACUGUAGAGGUCGCCUGUGCUGCAUCUUUAGCAGCACGAGAGUCUUACACCAGAGCUUACCAGCAUAUCCUUCGCCUCCACGUGCUUUCAGAUCUGCAAUGGUUGAGUCAGAAACGGCAGGAGCCUGGCAUUGCACAGAACCUUCUGAACCGCUGUGAUAUCACGACCCCUUCAUUCAGUGCACGGCAAUCUCUCUUGGCACCACUACGUGUGGCCUUGCAGGACCUGAACCUUCGCAAUGAAGCGAAGAGCAUUGAGUUGGCCUUUUCACGUCUUUGCCGGAAGCACAAUGAGACGAUGCUCAUGGAACAUCCAGACAGCAGCUUUCAAGGCACUUCCAGUGACUUGAUGGUGUCUGCACAGCUUGAGUGGGGCAAGAUCCUCUAUGCUCGUGGCGCGCGGCAUGAGGCUUUGCGACACAUGUUGGUGCUGUCGAAGACAUCUCCUCGUGCCCAGCUCCUUGGCACUCGCUGGGCCACAGACGCGUCGUUGCUGCUGCCGCGGGUGGCGGAGGCCGAGUUCCUGCAGGCCAAAGAGAAGCUGAACGAUGAGGCAUCAUUCUUUUAUCACGCUGCCUACUUGGACUACCUGCUCAAGGGCCAAAUCAGUGAUGCAACCAACAGUCUUCUUCAAGCCACUCCAGCGAGCAAGAAACCUCGGACGCCCGAGCACUCGCCCUUUGACCGAAAGAACUUGGUGGUCUUCACCUUCCGCGGGUAUUUGCAAGCUUUGCAACGGGGUACCAAGAGACUGCGCUUCAUAUUGAACCGGCUCUUGCAACUGGCGUGGGAAUGCUGCCAGGUCGAUUUUCAUAAGCAAGAGAUGAUUGCCGAGUUCCAGAAGGAGGCAGCCAAUGUGCCUGCUUGGAUGUGGUACUCUGUGCUGUCACAGCUCAUUAGCCGUGCCCUUCAUCCUGAUUUGAAGAGACCAGAAUGCAAAGUUGGUAUAUAG
Molecule: messenger RNA, 3618 nt
Organism: Durusdinium trenchii
Lineage: Eukaryota; Dinophyceae; Suessiales; Symbiodiniaceae
Source: the annotation of a GenBank genome assembly